AAAGAGCACGCAGAACGGGUGUGUCAGCAGCGGCUCCGGCAGAGGGAGGAAUCAAGUGGGAUACUCGUAGGAUUGUGUGAUAUCAUUCGGCUUUCGGAAAUACUUUUUAUUUUCCUCUCAGAAGUUGGAAUGGCUGCUAACCAGGAUAUGAAACGAGUUGUACGGCAGAGUAAAUUCCGUCACGUCUUUGGCCAGGCGGUAAAAAAUGACCAGUGCUACGAUGAUAUCCGGGUGUCAAGGGUCACAUGGGACAGCUCCUUCUGUGCAGUCAACCCCAAGUUUGUUGCCAUAAUUAUUGAGGCCAGUGGCGGAGGAGCUUUCCUCGUUCUUCCUCUUCUCAAGACAGGACGCAUUGACAAAUCCUACCCCACAGUGUGUGGUCACACAGGCCCGGUGUUGGACAUCGAUUGGUGCCCCCACAAUGAUCAAGUCAUCGCCAGCGGCUCCGAGGACUGCACAGUAAUGGUUUGGCAGAUUCCUGAGAAUGGCCUUGUGACUUCAAUGGCUGAGCCAGUGGUGGUACUGGAGGGCCACUCCAAGCGCGUUGGCAUUAUCACAUGGCACCCGACCGCACGCAACGUCCUUCUUAGUGCAGGCUGUGACAACCAGAUCAUCAUCUGGAACGUGGGCACAGGAGAGGCUAUGAUCACCCUGGAUGAGAUGCACCCUGAUGUCAUUUACAACGUAACCUGGAACCGCAACGGCAGCCUCAUCUGCACCGCCUGCAAGGACAAGGCCAUCCGUGUCAUCGACCCCCGCAAGGAGGAGAUUGUUGCUGAGAAGGAGAAGGCACAUGAGGGCGCCCGACCCAUGAGAGCCAUUUUCCUGUCUAAUGGCAAUGUCCUCACAACAGGCUUCAGUCGCAUGAGUGAGAGGCAGCUCGCCCUCUGGAACCCGGAUAAUAUGGAGGAGGCCAUGACUGUAAAUGAGAUGGACACCAGCAACGGAGUGCUGUUGCCCUUCUAUGACCCAGACACCAACGUCGUUUACCUCUGUGGGAAGGGGGACAGCAGCAUCCGUUACUUUGAAAUCACAGACGAGGCUCCAUAUGUUCACUUCCUCAGCACCUUUGCCACCAAGGAGCCCCAGAGGGGCAUGGGUUACAUGCCCAAGAGGGGUCUUGAUGUCAAUAAGUGUGAAAUUGCGAGGUUCUAUAAACUACAUGAAAGGAAGUGUGAGCCUAUCGUGAUGACUGUACCGAGGAAGUCUGACUUGUUCCAAGACGACUUGUACCCAGACACAUCUGGACCCGACCAUGCCCUAGAGGCUGAGGAGUGGUUUGAGGGUAAGAAUGGAGACCCGAUCCUCAUCUCCCUCAAGAACGGCUAUGUCCCGGGCAAGAAUCGCGAAUUCAAGGUGGUCAAGAAGAACAUUUUGGACACAAAGAACUCUGAGAACUCGAGCCCUGCCAACAAGUCUGGCUCCCAGACUCAAUCGAUGAAAUCUGGGGCCAAGCUGGAGGAGAUCUUGAAAGAAGUCAAAUCUCUCAAGGACCUGGUGAGCACUCAGGACAAGCGAAUCGCCAAACUUGAAGAGCAAAUGUCCAAAAUUUCCAUUUAGGGACCCUUUACCCAACCCGCUACAAUUCAGGAUGUCCCAUUGGCUGAGGGGUGGGCGGGAUCAGUCACUGCCUAUCUCAAUGACAGUGUUUCGUCUGAGGCCCUAGCCACAUUCCAGUUGAACUUUUUCUUAGCCAGCCCCCGACUCUCAGUUUAACGCAGGUGGAAUAAGGACGCGUGGUGACAUUAGUACAAAAUACUCUUUGCUUUUCGGUGACAAAGGACUCUCUUCCUUUUUAUUGUGUGGCAGUCUUUUUUUUUAUUUUUUAUUUUGUCUACUUGUGUAAAAAAAGGUCUUACCUAUUCCUUUGCAUUUUAGAAAUAUGACCAAGAAUAUUCCAAUAGUCAGCAUUUGCCAUUGAAUAAACAAAUAUUUUUUAGGUCUCAGCCUUUCAUCUUACUGUAUCCCAAAAUUAUGAUGUUGCCAAAUUUGACUUUUUGUUUACACCUCCUUAUCAGUAUUUCUUUCACUGUCUUUGUGGGACGAGUCAAAAUGCAAACAGGGACACCCAGUGAAGUGCGCUGGUUAUGUGAGGACAUCAUCAAUGAUCAACUAUGACAUUGAAAUAAUUUGAAUAAAAUUAGUGGUUCUACUAGGAAGAUCUCAAACUCUGCAAUAAGGCGUAAACAGGAGCCAUUUAGCUGCCACAGUCUCCAGCCCCUCAUUACACAAACAACCACUCAGCUGUCUGUGUUAAAGCUGCACACAUUCUCUGCUUUUUUUCCCCAUUUCUUUUCAUUCCUCUUGCUUCCCGUCGUUCUGACUGAGGACAGUAGUCCAAGUAAUCGAGCAUUCCUGACAAACGCAUUCCACAAAUCUCAUUGGCAGUUUUUGGUGUUGGGGGGAGAAGAUCCCUCUGUAGAGUUCUCCUUGGUGUCAACAUUCUACUGCAGUGACGCAGUGAUCAUUGUGACAUCUAUGUCCUGUCCGUGAAAGGUCUUCGCUCUGCUUUGUUUCUGUGAGAGGUUCGGCCACCAACCUCAGUGUUUAGUCAAGUGUUGUGGGAUUCUUUCUUCUUUCGCAUUUUACGCCAUCUCAGAUCUGUAUCUUCUGUAUAAACCAAAACCGGAAUUUACAUUAAUCUACACAUCAAUCACAGAACUUGACUAUUUAAAACAUUUCUGGUGAUAAAACUGGAGAUUGCUGCAGAAACUAUUCAUGGUGGACCUCAAGGGCCUAGAUUGCGUGUGAGUAUGUGCCUCAUGUCUUUUGGGUACCCGUCACCGUGGAUGUUCCUGCUUUUGUUUCUCGUUAGGGGAGGGUUAUGAAAUGGACUUAUGGUAGAAUGUCCGAGACUGGCCUCUGACCUGGAUUCAUUGAAUAGUUGGGUGUUUCUUGCCUGUUUCUUGUUGCGGCUGUGCUUAUUUCCCCUCUUAGCACUUCCACUUUUUAAAAUAGUUUAUUUCUCAGAAUCCUGUUCCAUAUAGUUAUCACAAAUCCGGUAUUGUACUAUUGAAAUAUCUGGUCUGAGCUGUUUUGACCAGACAUCUGCGAUUAAAGCUCCUCUUAAUGUUCAUUCAGUCUGUUAUUUGCCUUUAAUAUUUGUUACCACUGUAAAGACCUGAAAGUGCCAUAGAGGUGACCAUGGAAGUGUUUGUAGGGGACUGGUGUGAGAGUAGGUUUGUGUAGUAAAUGGAAGAGUUGAAAGGUUCCCAGAUUCAAAACCACUUUGAGGUGCUAUACUUUGUAAUAAAAACACUAUGUUCAAAUGACCCUGCUCCUUCAGUACUGUGUCAGCUGUUUGUGGAUGAUAUCAUAAAGUCCUGCCAGUCUAUCCCACAGUACACGAGGCGACAUUACUAGUCGAGGUGUGUUGGUAAGCAAUGUGCCCCGGACAUUUUGACACUUUCCACCUCGGUUACGGGUAUUCAAAACAUCUUAACAAAAAUGAUGUCAAACCGAGACGGUCAUCGUGGCUUUGAGAAGCUAUUGUGAGCAGUGAGUCCAAGAACAUUAGCAUCAGGAAAUUACAAGGGGCUUAUAGAAAUGUGUCUGAAAUAAAGGAUACUAUCUGCAGCUCAAUGGGUUAUUUAUAGCACGGUCAGCAUGAGAGCAAAGUUUUGAGGAGUAGCGAAUAGCGAUCCAAAGGGACACUGUAGGUUGGAGAAAUGUGCAGUUGAAAGAUAGAUGUACGUUUGUUAUCCAGGGUUAGGAAAGAGUGAAAGCUGUGUAAAUAACAUGACCAUCUUUUUUUUCUUUUUUUUUUUGUGGCUGUGCUGAAGAGAGUAUUUCUGUGGGAGUUGUCUUUUUAAAUGUUUCUCUCUGUCUGUGUUCCCUGCACCUUGGCAUAAAGCAGAGCCUCUGUUAAUGUCAGAGCUCGUACAAAUAUCAAGAAAGAAAAUCAGACCAAAAUGAACCAGGAUGAAGCCUCAUGUUGGAGGUCUGCUCAGCAUUUUGUUCAUUAUUCUUGCUUCAAGCAUCAAACAUUGAUUAUAAGAAAAAAAUAAAGACUUUUUAAAAUGG
This is a messenger RNA of Pungitius pungitius (ninespine stickleback), 4023 nucleotides long. RefSeq names its product coronin, actin binding protein, 1Ca (gene coro1ca). Bases 130 to 1560 code for a protein of 476 amino acids. Gene Ontology annotation, molecular function: actin filament binding. Gene Ontology annotation, biological process: actin filament organization; neural crest cell migration. The transcript is spliced from 12 exons. The record is from RefSeq and is a predicted model, not a curated record. Lineage: Eukaryota; Metazoa; Chordata; Actinopteri; Perciformes; Gasterosteidae.